UCUCCUAUUCAAAACGUUCGGUGAGGAGAGCGAAACAAGAGAGAGAAAGUGAGGAGAGAGAAAGAAGAGAGAGAAAGAGAGGGGAGAGAGAGAGGAAGAAGAAAGGUUGCUUCUACUCUCAGAGGGUUACUUGCUUCCCAAAGAAGCUUCUAUCUCCAAUUUUCAAUACACACAAGCAAAAUCAAAUUUCGGGAAACAAAAAAAGAAUAAAAAAAAUAAUUAUAAAAAAAAAAGAGUAGGGUAGGGUAGCGUAUAGAGUGAAUCCUAAAAAAGAUCAUCGUUUCGUUUCGUUGUUGUUUCGUGACAACCUUAUUCUUCUGUUCUUGUGUUUUCUUACCCGAUAUCUAUGUUCUGGAAUUUCAUCAUCCUCUACACGUAAUCUUCUCUAACCAUAAAAAAACCUCCCCAAGAUUCUCGCCCAAUUUCGCUGUAUCUUCGUUGGGUUGGGUUUAUUCCUUUCUGGGCUUUUUUAUUUUCCUCUAUUUUUGGGUGUGUUUGUUGCUGGGUCUUUUUAUUGACUUGGUUUGGUUUUAACUAGGGUUUUUGAAAGGAUCCUAGGUUAAAGUUUGUGUUUUUACACGGAUUUUUGUUAUGGGGUAAAUUAUUGUAUAACCUUGUUUGGCUGGAUAAAAAGAUUGGCUUUGUGGUGAAAUUGUGUGUGUUUCAGUUUCACCCUAUAGCUGAUCAUUUGGUUGAUUGAUUGAUUUGUGAAAGCCCUUUGUUUGGUGUUUGAUUGAUUGGUUUCUUUUUCUGGAGGAAUUGUGUUUGUGAUUGUGAUUGAGGUAUUGUUGUGGUGAGAGAUAUAAGGACUUUGGUGGUGUGUUGAUAAGAUGAGUUCCAGCAUUGCUGGGAGUUUGGUCAAUGGGAGGCAGCUAUUGGUUCAUAUAGCUGAGAAUGGACAUUCGUUUGAGUUGGAUUGUGAUGAGAACGCGCUUGUUGAGGGUGUUAUGCGGUCUAUUGAGUUGGUUACUGGGAUUGGUUUCAAUGAUCAGCUUGUUCUUUGCAUGGAUUUGAAGCUUGAGCCGCAGAGGCCGCUUUCUGCUUACAAGCUUCCGUCUGAUGAGAAGGAGGUGUUUAUUUUCAAUAAAGCUAGGCUUCUAAACAACUCGCCUCCUCCUCCGUUGGAGCAAGUUGAUGUUCCUGGGAAUUUGGAGCCUCCGUCGCCUUCGUCUUCUCAUGAUCCGCACCCUCUUGAUGAUGCUUUGGAUCCUGCUUUGAAGGCUUUACCUUCUUAUGAGAGGCAGUUCAGGCACCAUUACCAUAGGGGGCAUGCGAUUUAUAGCGGCACCUCGAUGAAAUAUGAGCAUUGUGAGAGGCUUUUGAGGGAACAGAUGGUUCAGGAAAGAGCUGUGGAAGUUGCAAGAUGUAAUUUGGAACAUUAUUAUCGAGUGAUUAACCAAAACUAUGGCGAUUUCAUGAAACGUUAUAUGCAACAGCACAGAAUUCAUUCUGAUCUUUUGAGUAAUUUUGGAAGGAAUGUUGAGAAACUAAGAUCUAUCAAACUUCACCCGUCUUUGCAAACUGCGAAUUACAAAUGCUUGCUGGAUUUUGUGAAAGAAGAAACCCUGAAAAAGUCAGUGGAGAAUUGCACCAGCUCCCACAAGCAGUUCGAGAAUAAAAUCUCACAAUUUAAGCAGACUUUUGGGGAAGUGAAGCACCGGACUGAAGACUUGCUGACCUCUGGGCCUUUCUUGGCCGCCAAGAAUUUGGAACAAGCAAUUAAGGAGCAUCACAAAUUUAUAAAUGAACAGAAAAGUAUCAUGCAAUCUCUGAGCAAAGAUGUUAACACUGUCAAGAAACUUGUGGAUGAUUGUCUGUCUCCCCAGUUGUCCUCCUCGCUUCGUCCUCACGAUGCAGUUUCUGCCUUGGGUCCUAUGUAUGAUGUUCACGACAAAAGUCACUUGCCUAAAAUGCAGGCCUGUGAUCGUGCUAUUACUAAGCUACUUGACUUUUGCAAGGAGAAGAAGAAUGAAAUGAACCUUUUUGUGCACAAUUACAUGCAACGCGUAGCUUAUGUUUCUUACCUCAUCAAAGAUCAGAAGCUACAGUUCCCUGUAUUCAGAGAGGCAAUGGUUCGACAGGACGGUUUGUUUGGGGAUUUAAAACUGUUCCAUAGUGUUGGUCCUUCAUACCGAGCUUGCCUCGCAGAAAUAGUGAGACGAAAGGCUUCUAUGAAGCUUUACAUGGGCAUGGCUGGCCAACUGGCUGAAAGACUUGCUACAAAACGGGAGCUUGAGGUCUCGAGACGGGAUGACUUUAUGAGAGCUCAUGGUUCAAGCAUUCCUAGGGAUGUAUUAUCAUGCAUGGGGUUGUUUGACUCUCCUAAUCAAUGUGAUGUCAACAUAGCUCCGUUUGAUGAUGGUUUGCUUAAUAUUGACAUAUCAGAUGUGGAUCGUUAUGCUCCUGAGUAUAUAGCCGGAGUAACUUUUAGGAUGGAGAGGCAUGGUAGCUUUAAAAGUACACAUGGUUCGAUUAGUGAUAAUUCUCAAUUAGCUGAGGCUGUAGAUAUAUCAUCUAACGCAAUUGAGAAAUAUGAUUCGAAAGACCUCCUUGAUGACAGUGGUUUGGUAGAAAUUGCUGGAACCUGCAAAAUGGAGGUUGAGAAUGCAAAACUGAAAGCUGACCUUGCUGCUAGAAUAGCUUUAAUGUGCUCUCUAUGCCCUCAAAUCGAGUACGAGUCAUUGGAUGAAGAAAGGGUGGGAAAUAUACUGCAGAAUGCCACCGAGAAGACUUCGGAAGCCUUGCUCUUGAAAGAUGAGUAUAUCAGACAAGUUCAGUCCAUGCUUAAGAUGAAGCAGAUGCAAUGCGAGUCAUAUGAGAAACGUAUUCAAGAAUUGGAGCAGAGAUUGUCUGAUCAGUAUGUGCAGGGGCAGAAGAUGUCCAAUGUGAACAAUGCUGCCGACUUUCCUCUUCUUACUGGGAAGACAGAUAAUUACAAGUCAGAAUGUGUGAGUGGUGAAGCCAACAUGCCUUGCACAUCUACUAGUGAGCCCAUGGAUGAGGUUUCUUGUAUCUCAAAUUCCUUUGAUGCAAAACUUAGUUUUUUCACAGACCGUGCUGGUAAAUCUUUAGAUGGGUUGGAUGAAAAGAUGUGGGAUUCAUCUGGUAUGCAGAAUCCUCACCUUGAUUCAUCUAUGAUGGAGCCUCACCGUGAAGAAGUGCUAAGCGGUGAUAAAGAUAAAAAAGAUAAGAUAGGUGGACAAUUGGGUUUGUCGCUAACAAACAGUUCGACUGCUGAGAGCAUGCCUGUCUCGCACGAUCUUGUACCUUGUGACUCAACAGUUUGUCCAGACUUGGAUACCAAAGUAAAUGAUGAUAAGUUGUUGGAACUACAAGGUGCACUUGCAGAUAAGUCGAAGCAAUUGAAUGAAACCGAUACAAAGCUCACCGCCUUUAUGGAGGAGGUUGCUGUGCUCAAAAGGGAGUUGGAAGCAAAUCGCAAGUUACUUGAUGAAUCUCAGAUGAAUUGUGCUCACUUGGAGAAUUGUUUGCAUGAGGCAAGAGAGGAAGCUCAAACACAAAAAAGUUCUGCUGACAGAAGGGCAUCGCAAUAUGACUUAUUGCGUGCAUCUGUUAUUAAGAUGCGCAGCUUUUUUGAAAGACUCAAGGCCUGUGUUUAUUCCCCUGCCGGUGUUGCUGAUUUUGCAGAUUCACUCCGCAAUUUAGCUCAAUCUUUGGCCAAUUCUGCUAAUGACAGAGAUGAUGAAGAUAUUGUCGAGUUCCGGAAAUGUAUUCGGGUAUUGGCCGAUAAAGUUGGUUUCUUAUCUAGGCAUCGUGAAGAAUUGCAUGAUAAGUUCACCAGAAUGGAUGCUUCUAACGAACAGCUCCGUAAAGAAUUGGAGGAGAAAAGAGAGCAGGUCAAAACUUACUACAAUAAGCAUCAAAUUGAGAAGCAGGCAAAUAAAGAGAAGAUUUCUUUUGGUUGUCUAGAAGUUCACGAGAUUGCCGCCUUUGUGCUGACUCAAUCCGGACAUUACGAGGCAAUUACGAAGAACAAAUCUAACCACUACUACUUAUCUGCUGAAUCCGUGGCACUAUUUACAGACCAUCUUCCAAGCAGACCUAACUACAUCGUCGGACAGAUUGUGCAUAUUGAACACCAAGUUGUGAAGGCAUCGCCGGAGCACGGUAGGGCGACAACUUCUGACAAAGGGACUACUGACUGGUUGACCUUGAAUUCAGGUUCAACUCCAAACCCAUAUGGUCUACCUGUUGGAUGUGAAUAUUUCGUUGUGACGGUAGCCAUGUUACCCGAUACCGCUAUUCGUUCAUCCUCUCCUACUUCCUGAUCCUGCUUCUUCAUCAUGGUAGUAGCAGAUUAGACAUGAUGGAAGAAUUUAAUUGUAUAUAAACAAUAUUCAAAGUUUAAGUGCUCAUUAUGAGUUUUGAAUUAGUUAACUAUUUGUACAGUUCUCUUUCAAUUCCACUCUUUUCGUUGUACAUAUUUCUUUCUUUUAUGGUAUUGUACAAAUUGUGAAUAUUAUUUACAACUCGUUUUAUUUGGACA
Molecule: messenger RNA, 4507 nt
Organism: Vicia villosa (hairy vetch)
Lineage: Eukaryota; Viridiplantae; Streptophyta; Magnoliopsida; Fabales; Fabaceae
Product: autophagy-related protein 11
Exons: 6
Coding region: 831-4289 (1152 amino acids)
Biological process (GO): autophagy of peroxisome; reticulophagy; autophagosome assembly
Cellular component (GO): phagophore assembly site membrane; extrinsic component of membrane; Atg1/ULK1 kinase complex
Molecular function (GO): protein kinase binding; molecular adaptor activity
Source: RefSeq, a predicted model, not a curated record